GGAGAGUGGUAUUGGAACAGCAUAGAGCACGUCUAGAGAGCAGAUAUAUACCCGCGGCCGCCUCGUUACCCCCACCACGCUCUUUAAAACAUCCCAGCAAGCAUCCACAGAAAAAAAUUAACAAGCAACUUUGUUGACGGCCCGAGAAAUCCCCUCGUACGACGGACAUUAGCCCCUGCUUCAUUGUUUGGCGCUCCUUUCGGCCUGCUUCUUCCGAACGCGAAUUCUUCCAUGAUAACUGUUUAACACGGCUUUCGCUAUUCGCUUUUCCUCCUGCACUUUCAUCCACCCGUCUGUCUCACAAGUGUCGAACCGACACUGUCCGACUAUUUAUCUUCUCACAUCUCUAACGUCCAGGCGUUUUACUCGGCCGAUACCGCGUAGACUUGGUGGUACGAUCCUCUCGAUUCACAACGUCCGAGUGCUGGUUGACAAUCGACUUUCAUACCACUUUUUGACUCGUAGUGGAUAAGAUCACCUCUUGAUCUUUUCAUAUCCGUUUUCGACCUUUCUUAUUUGCGAAAACUUUCUACCUGCGUUUACACCUUCGUUCCCCACGUACACCAUGGACAUCAUCCUCGAAUACUCUGAUGAAUACGUUCUUGACAAAGUCUAUAAUUUCCUCCUCCCCCAUCCCCCGGUUCCCUCAUCUCUCACAUCGAUAAACGCCACUGCUCUUUCGGAAUCCUAUUCUGGCUCAACGACCUACCACCCUUCUAUCGAACCUGCCUCCCUUCUCCCUCGCGACUCUAUCAUUCGCCAGUCGAUAUCCCUUUUCACCGUCGCUCUUCUCGGCGCCUAUGCCCUCUACUUCAUCUUCUGCUCACUAUCAUACUACUAUGUGUACGAUAGAAGGCUAGAACAUCACCCGAAAUUCCUUAAAGACCAGAAGAGGAAAGAAAUCAUAUCGUCCGUUGUUUCGGCACCGUGGAUAGCGUUGAUGACCGUGCCGUGGUUCGUCGCUGAGGUGAGAGGGCAUAGCAUGCUGUAUGAGAGCGUGGCAGACUAUGGGUGGGGCUACACGGCGUUGAGCGUGUUUAUGUUCUUGUUGUUUACGGACUUUGGGAUUUACUGGGUGCACCGAAUUGAACACCAUCCGGCGAUCUACAAGCACAUCCACAAGCCACAUCACAAGUGGAUCGUACCCACCCCGUACGCUGCGCUCGCCUUUCACCCCCUAGACGGCUACGCCCAGUCCCUUCCUUACCAUAUCUUCCCAUUCUGCUUCCCUCUCCACAAAUAUGUCUACCUGGGCCUCUUCGUCUUUGUCCAGUUCUGGACUAUCCUCAUCCACGAUGGCGAUAUGAUCACCGGCCACAUAUUGGAGAGGUACAUCAACGGUCCCGCCCACCAUACCUUGCAUCACUUAUAUUUCACUUGCAAUUAUGGACAGUACUUUACUUGGGCAGACCAGUAUUUUGACUCAUAUCGUGACCCCGCUCCUCAUCUGGACCCUAUCCAUGACAGUUUGAAAAUGAUGAGAAAGAAGGGACUGAUAGAUGAAGCUGGGAACGCUAUCCCCCAGGCUAGAGAAGGGAAGAAGGAACAAUGAGUUUCAUCUACAUUCAGGACAUUUUUCUCGUUCUUUUAUUAUAAGAGGACUGGGAAAAGGAGGAGAGGGCGUUCAUAAUUAAUGUGGAUUAUGUGGAGUAUAAUGACUUUUUUUGUAACUUUAGAGUUAAAAACAUGUGAUGGGAAGGGCUGGCCAAAUUGGCUUGAGUAGUGAAAAGUUCGAGAGAGACGGGAGAAAGGAGUGGAGGAGAUAAGAUCAGCAAAAACGUCUAGAUCUACGUAGAGAUAUAGAUGAACUUUAGAGCUUUUUUGUUUGACCUGGCUGCUCUGGCCGAUUGUGUUCCUGUCCGGUUUCUAUUUCUUAAUUUUCAGCUUCACAAGGCUGGCCGACGA
Messenger RNA from Cryptococcus deneoformans JEC21, 1905 nucleotides. RefSeq names its product C-5 sterol desaturase, putative. Bases 566 to 1552 code for a protein of 328 amino acids. The transcript is spliced from 4 exons. Gene Ontology annotation, molecular function: iron ion binding; oxidoreductase activity. The record is from RefSeq and is a predicted model, not a curated record. Gene Ontology annotation, biological process: lipid biosynthetic process. NCBI's taxonomy places the organism in Eukaryota, Fungi, Basidiomycota, Tremellomycetes, Tremellales, Cryptococcaceae.